AUUUUCUGCGAGUGGGGGAAACCCACUUGUGAAGCGCAUUCUCUCUCUGUUUUGCAGACUGCAUAUUUUUGAACGCAGAGAUUCGUGGUCUGUUGUUCGGAUUCAAUCGGAGCCCCUGCAAGCUGUACCUCAAGCUUUGCCAUCAUUGUGAUGAAUCGGAUGUGGAUCCAUGGCCCUGGUUACAACUGCUGAAGUUUGUGAUGCGAACCCACAGCUGAUUUCAAGUGGUGAGCUUCGGGCACUCCAGCCAAUUUUUCAAAUAUAUGGCCGUCGCCAAGUCUUCUCCGGACCGAUAGUUACCCUCAAGGUGUUUGAAGACAAUGUUUUGGUUCGUGAAUUUCUUGAGGAGAAGGGUAAUGGCCGAGUUCUUGUGGUAGAUGGUGGUGGAAGUUUGCGGUGUGCAAUACUAGGGGGCAAUCCUGUGGUACAAGCUCAGAAUAAUGGAUGGGCAGGCAUAGUUGUUAACGGUUGUAUAAGAGAUGUCGAUGAGAUCAAUGGUUGUGACAUUGGGGUGAGGGCUCUGGCCUCCCAUCCAAUGAAAGCCAAUAAGAAAGGUAUGGGAGAGAAGCACGUUCCAAUCACAAUUUCUGGCACUAGGAUCUCUGAUGGGGAAUGGCUUUAUGCUGACACUGAUGGAAUUUUGAUUUCCCGAACUGAGUUAUCUGUCUAAAGGCAUUUCCUUGAAAGACAUUAUGUGCAGGAUGAUAUUUGUGUUGGGUAAGUUCUGUUGUAUUGCUUCACCUAUAAAAAAAAAGUUCUGUUGUAUUGCUUCUUACUGUAAGCUGUUCUGGAGCUCAGUUUUGGACUUUUGCCUAGACUGUGUGGUGCUCAAUGAAACAUUAUAGUCAAUGUACGUUAAUGUCUUUGCCCGUCUGAAA
Molecule: messenger RNA, 878 nt
Organism: Juglans microcarpa x Juglans regia
Lineage: Eukaryota; Viridiplantae; Streptophyta; Magnoliopsida; Fagales; Juglandaceae
Product: putative 4-hydroxy-4-methyl-2-oxoglutarate aldolase 2
Exons: 3
Coding region: 170-670 (166 amino acids)
Biological process (GO): regulation of RNA metabolic process
Molecular function (GO): ribonuclease inhibitor activity
Source: RefSeq, a predicted model, not a curated record